AUGUCUCCAAACACUCAACCCUCACGCAAACACAGCGCACCACGAGACUCCUUCCGCAGCAGGAAGAUGCGCAAACUCUCCCCCUCUACCACCGCCCCCCUCCACACUGAGGACCACACAACAAAAGCGACCCUCCGCACCGCCCUGCGUGCAACGAAGCGGAAACGCAACAUUGAGGAAAACAAGAAACGAAUUGCUCAAGCCGCUAAAUUGGAGGCAGAAGACGCUGCAUUCGAGGCAGAUGACGAAGACAAGGAUAGCCAUGAAAAGUUGAUCAGAGUACCUUAUUGUCGCUUCAGCGACAAGUAUCUGUGGGAAAUUGCUUUUAGGAAGAAGGAGGAGAAGAAGCCAUGGAAUAAGGAUUGCUCGAUACCGACUGUUGGAGAGAAGCGUAUGCAUGGGGUUGACAUGGUGAUUGAGUCCAGGGUGGAGGAUCGUUCGGCUGUUAUUGCGGAGAGGAAAGAAGAGAAGAGUGGGGAUAGGAUUGUGGGGUGGAUGAUGAGUGGUUGGAUUGUGGAGUCGAAGAGAUAUGAAGCUUGCGAGAAAGGCUUCUUCGAAGGACUGGUUGUUCCUACACAUGAAGCGGACUUCUGGGAGCAGGACGAUGAGGGAAGAAAGAAGGAAGAACGCGACAGGGUUGAGAGGUGGGAGCAUGAGUGGAGUCAAAUUGGAGUCAACUAUACUGAGCGGGUUGUCGAUCAGGAGAGGGGUGUACUUCCUGUAGGAGAAGAGUUGUUCACGUAG
Messenger RNA from Alternaria atra, 744 nucleotides. RefSeq lists its product as uncharacterized. The transcript has a single exon. The record is from RefSeq and is a predicted model, not a curated record. Lineage: Eukaryota; Fungi; Ascomycota; Dothideomycetes; Pleosporales; Pleosporaceae. Bases 1 to 744 code for a protein of 247 amino acids.